UCAAGGUUCAGGUCCACCUCUUCCGCCCCUUCCUUUUGACAUCUCUCUCUUUCUCUUUCUCUCUUCGCUUUCUUCUCUCAUUCUCAUUCUCAUUCUCAUUCCCAUUCCUCUUCUCUCUACAUCCCUCUCCACCUUGCGGGCACACGACAGACAUAUCCCCUGCUUGUCUUCUACCAGUGUUCCCGUUGCGAAUCCUACUCCUUUUUCGCCAGCUGCACCUGUCUCCAAACCAUAUGAACACCGCCAGACCUACAUCAUCCACUCGCAAUAUCACAUUGGACCCCAUACCCUAGUCUGAUCUACACACCUUCCUGUUCACUUUCCACACCAUUUCAUAAGCUCCUAUUUUUCCAUUUCGCCCUCCCUCAAUCCCUAUUCCAAGCAAUUGAACGCCCAUGAAUACGUUCACGACAAAAAGCACCCCGUUGCUAGGCGGCAGCGAGCAUGACCCGACCGAUUCCAGGUCGCCCACUUCGCCUAACAAGAACCAUAUUGUGACCAAGAGGGAACUGACCCAGCUCGAGAACUUUGCUGUCUCUGCCCUGGCUCCGUCCAUGGCUGUCCUCUUCACCAAUCCCUUCGAUACCGUCAAGGUCCGCCUGCAGCUCCAAGGCGAGUUCGUCAAGUCGAGGGAACCGGGCAGGAACGGCAAGGAGGUAGUCAGAGUGUCUGAAAAGGUCUACAAGUCAUCUUUGGACUGCCUCGUCAAGACAUUCCGGCACGAGGGCAUCCGAGGUCUACAGAAGGGCCUCUUCCCCGCCAUCCUUAAGGAGUCAUCUAAAAAUAUCUUCCGCCUCGGUCUCUAUGACCCCAUCCUCAACGCCUUGCAUCCGCUCAACUACCCCGGUGAGGUCAGCACAGCUCCAGCCUGGAAACGCAUGAUUGCGGGAGCGACCUGCGGUGCCAUGGGUGCCAUCAGUGCCAACCCGUUCGAGCUGAUCAAGACCCGGCUUCAGUCUCAUUCUUCUGGUGCACUUGCAGUCGGAAAUCAAUAUGCCUACAAAGGCACGUUCUCCGCGCUUAGAACGAUUAUUACGAACGACGGCGUGAAGACACUGUAUCGUGGAUCGAUGAUCUCGAUUGCGCGGUCAAUGUUUGGCAGUGCUGCCAAUUUGACAACUUACUCGCUCCUCAAGGAUCAUGCCAGGAGUAACUGGGGCGUACAGGAUGGCGUGAUGCUCGAUAUGAUGAGCUCUCUUGUCAGUGCAUUUGUCAGUGUCGUCGUCAUGAAUCCAAUGGAUGUCGUUCGCAUUCGUCUCUAUAACCGGUCGUCACAAUCGACAUCUCAGACGACGCUGCAGUCUUGUCGCCAUAUUCUGACUACUGAAGGUCCACUGGCAUUUUACAAGGGAUUCUCUACCCAUUUUAUGCGUAUCGGCCCUCACUUUACGCUCACGUUUGUCUUCCUGGGCAUGCUCAAGCGCCACUUGAUCGAGGGAUCUUCCCAAUCCAGUUCAAAGACAUCCCACAUUCUCUUUCCUAAGGACGAGAGCCCCGCGGCCUCAUCGUCCUCUCCGUCGUCGUCGACGCCUUCAUUAGCCGCCGGUGUGAUCGCAAGGCGAGAAGAACAGAUUUAAGAGCGAAAACGGCAUCUUUAGUUAUAAUCUCCUGUUUUCUUCUGCUCUAAUCUGUUUGCUUGCCAAUGUUUGCAUAUUUCUUUUUCUUCUGCUGUCCAUUUGCAUCCGCCCUGUACUCUCUAAUCUUCAUAUUGCAUCCAAACCUGUACAGUACUUUUCUUUGCAUCGAUCUUAGAAAGCACUAUUACUGCCUCCACAUCAUACUCAUCACUACAAAAUUCUCCCUCCUCACUCUCAUUUUCUGUUCUCCUCCGCGGCUUUUUUUUUUUUUUCUUUCUUU
Gamsiella multidivaricata is the source of this 1857-nucleotide messenger RNA. RefSeq names its product mitochondrial carrier domain-containing protein. The record is from RefSeq and is a predicted model, not a curated record. The transcript has 3 exons. The coding region runs from base 396 to 1577 and encodes 393 amino acids. Lineage: Eukaryota; Fungi; Mortierellomycota; Mortierellomycetes; Mortierellales; Mortierellaceae.